Molecule: messenger RNA, 5021 nt
Organism: Vidua macroura (Pin-tailed whydah)
Lineage: Eukaryota; Metazoa; Chordata; Aves; Passeriformes; Viduidae
Gene: CEP164
Product: centrosomal protein 164
Exons: 32
Coding region: 94-4302 (1402 amino acids)
Molecular function (GO): protein binding
Source: RefSeq, a predicted model, not a curated record
GUGCUGGUGUGGUUUGGAUCUCCUGAGAAUAUCUUCACCUGGAAGCUGCCAGGCUUAACUGCUGCUUCUGAGACUUACUUUACGUGUGGAUCCAUGGCGGGAGCCGUGCGCAUUGGGGACCAGCUCAUUCUGGAAGAAGACUACAAUGAAUCCUACGUUCCUAUGGAGCAGGAAAUCCGGGAUUUUGCGCCCACAAUCGGGAUCGACCCCGACAAGGAGUCAGAGCUGCUGUGGCUGGCCAGGGAGUGCCUGGUGACCCCAAUGCCCCCGGAGUGGAAGGCCUGCCAAGAUAUCGCGGGUGGUGACAUCUAUUUCUUCAACUUUGAGAGUGGCCUCUCCUCGUGGGAGCACCCCUGUGAUGAGCACUACAAGCAGCUGGUCAUCCGGGAGAGGGAGAAGCUGCUGGCACGGGGCAGCGUGAAGAAGGAGAAGAAGGAGAAAAAAGAGAAGAAGGACAAGAAGGAGAAGAAGGAGAAGAAAGAGAAGAAGAAGGACAAGAAGGAGAAGCAGCUCCUGAGGCAGCUCCCUCCCCCAGGCUCCCAGCUGGCGCCCCUCCAGCCCCCCCUGGGCACCCUCUCUCCUCUCCGGGGCCUCACCCCCUCUUCCUCCCUCGCCCUUCGUGGCUCCCUGAACCUGGACCUGGGCAACGUGGUGGACUCCAGCCUCAUCCCCAAGGAAGGAACGCUGCCUGCAGAGAUCCCGAAGCCCAGCAGCCACACCAAGAACCUGCUGGAUUUGAUCUGUGAAGAGAAACGUUCCUUGAGCGUGGCAGUGCCAGAGAAAUGGAGAAAUGAAGAGGAAGAGAGUGAAAAUGAGAGUUUCCAUGGGACCUCAAGGCUGCUAAAAAACGUGUACCUGGAUGUUGAAGCCCUGGCAGGCAGCUUCGACUUUGAGGAGAACAGCAAGGAGGAGCAGGAGGAUCGUGGCAGCCCAUCAGCUGGUGCUGCUGAAGCUGCUCCCCAGCCCCACGGGAGCCCUGAGGAGGAAGCUGCCAGCCUGGGAGAGAAGGAAUCUUUAAAAUCGAGACAUCCUGAAGAAGUGGCAGAGUCUUCCCUGGACUCUGGUGCCGCGUGCCCUCCGUCUCCGGUUCAGCUCCUCUCCGGAGACGCUGACAGCAGCCUGUCUGCCCAGGAGCCUGCUGGGGGUGAAGCAGUGCACAAAGAAGAUGCUGAGGUGGAAGGAGACGCCUCUGCAGCUGAGGAGCUGCCUCAGUCUGGGGGGGAAAGGAGCGCAGCAGGGCCGGACGUGCCCAGCUCUGCCGGGCAGCCCCGAGCCGCCCCUCCGGCCACGGAAGGGGCUGGGGCAGAUCAGCUGGCCAGCCCGGCUGCCACUGCUGCCACCCUGUCCUGUGGAGAAAAGGGACUGGAUGAAGAGAGGGAAGAAGCAGCAGCUGAUUCAGUAUCAGAGGACAGGCUGGAUGAUGGCAAACUUUCAAAGGCAUCCGGGGGCAGCGGCUGCGAGCAGGACUUGCCAGUCUCCAAGUGCUCUGACCAUGAGGUGGUUCAGCCUGUGGGCUUGAAGAGCCAGCUCUCCGAGGAGCUUCUGGGCCUGGGGACUGUGUCUCCUGACUUGGACAGCCCCGAGUGCAAGGCCCAGGAGCUGGGAGCAGAGGAAAAAGACCAAAGCAAAGCCAGUGUAGAGGAAGAGCAAAGGGAAAGAACAGAAGCUGCUGAGAGGCAACCUGAGAAGGAAAUUGAGCAGUCCUUGAACCAGCCUGAGGAUGAAUCCCUGGAGGAAAUAGUCAAGGAGGUGGAGACAAAGCUGGAGCAAGAGGAAAUACAUUUAUUUCAAGCAAAGGAGGAGAAAAUCCAGCAAUUCCAGGAGAUGAGGCAGAAGGAGGAGGAGGAGGAAGCUGAAAAGCUUCAUCAGCACAAAGAAAAGCCCCUCAGCGCUCCAGAAGAAGAUUUAGCAAAAUCUGAGCGGGAAGAGGAAGAGAUGCUUCUCAGAGAGGAAAAAGCCAAGAGACUCGAAAAGCUGCGAGCCCAAAUCGCCGCAGAGAUCGAGGCAGAGGAGGAGAGGAUGAGGGCAGAGCAGGAGGCCACGCUGCAGCAGCUCAGGGAAGAGUGGGAAUCCCAGCAGCUGGUGGAGAAGGAGAGCCUGCAGAGGAAGCAGCAGCUUGCCUUGGAGGAAAUGAAGCUGGCAGCGGAGGAAGCCCAGCAGAAGGAGAUGAGCAAGCUGGAACAGGAGAAGGAAGAGUUCCUGAGCGAGCUCAGGGACAGGUUAGACAGGGAGAAGAAGAAGGCAGCAGAGGAGCUGGAAGAACAGUUUGCCAGUGAACUCCAGCAGCUGAAGUCUGCAGCAGAGGGGAAGCACCGGGAGGUCAUUUCCAGCCUGCAAGCCCAGCUGGCAGAGGCACAGAGCAGCCAGGAGGCCCAGCUACGUGAGGAGCUGCAGAGAGCAGAUCAGAAAGUGCAGGAAAAAGCCCUUAAAGUGAAGGAAUACGAGCGUGAGCUCAGCGAGCUGAUGAGCGACAAACGGCGCGAAGUGGAGAAGGAGCACGAGAGGAGAACGGAGAGGAUGAGAGAGGAGCACCGGGAGGCCCUGGCACGGAUCCAGCAGCAGCACGAGGAGGAGGAGCGGAGGCAGAGGUCGGAGCUGCUGCAGGGGCUGCGCAGCGAGGCCGCGCGGCUGCGGCAGCUCCACGACGCCGACGUGAAGGGGCUGCAGGCAGAGCUGGAGGGGAGGCUGACUGCCCUGCAGCAGAGGCACAGGGAGAAGGAAAGAAAGCUCCAGGAUUCAGAGAAGGAGCUUGAGAUCCGCAUGAAAAACAUCCAAGCCAGAUCAGAGCAGCUCCUGAGCCAGGAGGAGUCCCUGCAAAGGAGGAGGCAGCUGCUGCUGGAUGAGGACGCCCGGAUGCAGCUCGAAAGAGACGAAGCUGCUCUAGCCUCUCAGCUGCGCCUGGAGGAGAGCAGGAAGGAGCACUCCAGCCUGCUGGAGUCCAUCCGGCAGCUGCGCAAGACCCUGCAGGAGCUGCAGGACCAGAAGGCUGAGCUGGAGGCCCAGGUGGACUUGCUGCAGAGCCGGAGCCAGAGGCUGCACAAACGCAUCGGAGAGCUGGAGGAAGCAAUCAGGAGCAAGCAGGAGGCUCUGAAAGAACUGGAGGCAGAAGAAAGUGUGGAAUCUCCAAGAAAGAAAGCCGAGCUCUGCGUUGAAGACCUGAAAGAAACUCCUCAAGCUCACUCGUCCAGAGAGCCUCCCCCAGCCUCUCAGAGCCCCGAGGAGAGCGACCUCCAGCUCGAUGGAGUGCAGAGCUACAUCUCGGCAGAGGGGCAGUCCCUGCGCAGCACCAAGGAGUUCCUGCUGCGCCAGAGCCGCUCCCUGCGCCAGCGGCGCUCGGCGCUCAGGGCUGCCAGGCUGCAGUGGGGCCAGGACCUGCGCAGGGCCCGGGAGGCCGUGCAGGACCCCCACAGCUCCCAGCUCCUGCAGGGCGUGCGCCAGAACCUGGAGGAGGAGGCAAAGGAGUUGGACAAGAUGAAGUCGGCCAUGCAGAAAGGACAGGUGCUGCUGAAGAAGAAGGAGGAGAAGCUCAGCCAGCUGGAGUCCUCGCUGCUGGAGGAGCUCUCAGAUGAGGAUACACUGAAGAGUUCAGCGUGCAAGAAGGUGGUGACGUUUGAUCUGAGCACCUCUGAGGACACAAGCAGCACGUCCAGUGUGAAUCUGGGCCAGUUGAGAUCUGACUUGAGAAUGGAUUUCUGGCCUGCCCUCCAGCAGGACAAGAUCCAGCACCUGAGGGACUCCGUGCAGAGCAUCACCAGCGAGCUGAACGGGGUCCUGGGGUUCCUGAACUCCCUGAGCCAGCACCAGCCCCCUCUCCUCACCUCCACAGCCCGUGAGGGCAUCCCCCUUCCCACCUAUCCCUCCUUGGCAGGCCUGGGGGGGGGCAGCUCCCUGGGGAACCCCCCCAGGGUGUCCCCCCUGGACCAGUGGGCCCGGAGCAGCAGGCCCAGCUCUAAUUAUUCCAUCUCAGGGCAGUCAGUGGACAACAUGCUGACAGAGAAAUGGCACAGGUAUUUCCCAGGUGGGUUCCCGUCGCUCGGUGGGAGUCCUGUGCCUCUGGACAGCAAGCUGGGCUAUGUCCCUGCAGGUGAACAAAUCAGGCUCUUCCAGCAUUCCAAGUUCAGUGAGCCAGAGACAAGGAAUAUUGAGGGGAUGAUUGAGAGCAACAAGAAAUGGCUGAAAGGCUUCAAGAAGGAUUCCAAAGUACCUCUCUCCCCACUGGCAGAGAAGCCCCCAGGCAGCAGCCCCAGCCUCCUGCAGCUGGGACUGGAUGAAAACAGAGAGAUCAAGGUGUACCAGUACUGAAAGCUGCCGAGCCACUCGCCCGUUCUGGCUGACGAGGACGCUGCACUUCAAGGGAGCCCAUCUGUGAGAAACCAUCUUCAAAGCCAUUCUCCUGAGACAGCUGCUGGGGGCAGGCUGUGAAGCUGCUGCCCCACACCCCCCGUGCUGUGAGAGCCCCUGGGGUGGGUAGGGUGGGCAGUGGGGGGAGCCCCCCUGCUCUGCUCCCUGGGUGCAGUGUGCUGGCACACGCCGUGAGCCUGGCACGGGGAUGUUUACAUAGACAUCUAUUUUUGAUGAACAUCAUUUUAAAACUCUGAAGAAUGUCUGUAUUUUAUUUUUCCUUGCUGUUUUUUCUAGAAUUUUUGUAAUUACUCAAUAGCCUUAUGCCUUCCUAGGAAAGGAGGGAUCCAAACACGGGUAUCCCAUCUGCUGUUGGAUUGCACAAACCCCUUCCUGUAGGGAUUUUGCUUUUAGUUUACUGGAUACUCAGAGGACACGUGGCAGUCCUUCCAGUCAGGGGUUUUAGAAGGCACCCCACAGUUGUGGUUGCUGUGGCCAAAGCCAUAUCACGGAGUCCAUUCUGUGUUUUGGGAGAAGCAUGCAUUAAUGGUGCAGGGAAAUGCCAGUUUUUAUUAACAAUAACUUGGUUUGAAACAUGCUCCUUUUUCCUGUUAAAACCCGGGAUAGCAGCUGUAUCUGUUUUUGUAUAAAUUAUAUCAACAUGAAUCUGUUUUGUAUGA